This is a messenger RNA of Pocillopora meandrina, 20382 nucleotides long. NCBI's taxonomy places the organism in Eukaryota, Metazoa, Cnidaria, Anthozoa, Scleractinia, Pocilloporidae. The record is from the annotation of a GenBank genome assembly.
AUGGCAGAUAAUGAAGUACUCCAAGAGGAAGCUAAGAGUGUGAAAAGUAACACUGUUACAGUAUUGGUGGAGAACGAAACACCGGUGAUCGUUUCGGAGGAGGCCAACGGAAGCGAUGGAAAAUCUCGUUCCUCUUCAAUCGCCUGGUCGUCUACUCCGAGUUUAAAUCAAAGAAGUACUGAGAAGUUUCGGAGUUUAAAACGACGAUCAUCGGUGGAAAAUUUUGGACAAUUUGGCUUUUUGGUGCCUGCUCUGUCUCUAGUUCCUCAGGCUGACGGGGUAGGCUUAAACUUUAAUCGUUUGUUUGGAUAACAUGGCUUAGACAAAGUCAAUCAUAUAAUGAUAGCUACAUGGGGGUUGUUUUGGGGGUAGCUAGUAUUCUAGGCUAAAAAAUUUUCGUUACUGAGAUCAAUCAACUGUCACCACUUGUUAAUUAAUUAAAGCGUUAAGUGUGCGUGUUCUUAGAGAAUUUCAAGAGGUGUUUUGUAAUAAGGCCAAAAGUUGUGCAAUCGGAACAUCUCGUUGAUUGACUCUUUAGAAGUUAGACAUCUGUCUUGGAAUAAUAAUCAUAGUUUUUAAGUUAUUUAAUGAGCUUGGUGAUAAAAUUUAAAUCUAUAAUUCAAGUGCUUAGUAUUUCUUAAAGAUGUGUAUCCUUCGCCAGCUUAUCUGGAUGAUGAUGAUGAGAUUUUUGGGAAUGGGAUCAAAUUCAGUCAUCCCACAGGAACUCUACUUCCUGUGAAGAAAGCAACAGUAAACUGUAAAGUACAUAAUAAGCUGAGUUCUACACACACUUUGAUUGGUUCUUUGUUAUGAUCACAUUUUGACAUCAUCUGUGAUCAAUUACUGAACAGACUCACAGCAAAAGGGAAUCUAUUUUUUGAAUAAAUGCCAUCCCUUAUGGGCACAACCAGGAAAAUAGCAUGAACAUUCUGUGAGGUUAUUUUGUCAUAAAUGAUUACUAAUUCCUGAACCUCUUGCCCUCCAAGAUCUGUAGUCAUAAUGGCACCACAUACAUACACUUUGAUAAGAAAUUAAAGUUAUCUGGAGUUCAUCUUUGAUCUGUUUCAUGUUUUCAGGCUGAUGCUCUCACCCAGCAGUUUGGUGAUCUUCAAGGUACUCACAGAGAACUGAAAUUAGCCUCAGCUCAUAUUGAUGAUGCACUUAAGGGAAGGUAAGCCUAGUAAUGAAUGGUUAUUGAACAAAAAGCACUCCCCUGCCAAUGCUUCUGGAUCCAGAAUAGGACUCAGUUAGCAAUUAUACCUAUGGUGUGAUGUCCUCAAGUUCCCUGGGAGUCUUCCCAUCAUGUUGGUUCAUGUCACAAUAUAAUCCUCCUCUUUCCUCACAUGCAGUCUCCAAGGGAUGUUGUAUAGGAGACACAGCUGCCUAACUGGUAGCAUUCUUGACCCCCUUGGAGAGCUCCGAAGGUUUGAUCUCUGGCUGUGUUACUGUGUUGUGUUCCUGGGCAAGACAGAUUACUCCCACAGUGCCUAUCUCUCCACCCAGGAGUAUAAAUGGGUAAUUGUAUUAUUGAAUUGUAUGGGAGAUGGUGGGGGGGGGGAACAGUGAUGGAAUAACAUCCUAUCCAGGGGUGGUAGCACAACUACAAAGAGGCAGGACAAAUGCAAGCAGCUCCAGCACCUGUAGCCUUGUGAGCCACCUGACUUGAGGGCAGACCACUGGACCUGGAAAUGUCACAGACUUGAAGUAACACAAAUCAAUAUAUUUAGAUUAAUUCAACAAUAGAAUUAUUAAUAAAAGCUUUUUGUCUUUAUUUUCACUCUAGAGGAAGCUAUGGAAAGGCUCGCUCAUACUUUAAACCAAGGCUUGCACAAAAGUAUGUAACAACCAUUUCAUGAGAUCAUAAAUUAGGUGUUCUUUAAACUUUAUUAUUAAAAUCAUUUUUCAUUUUAAUUGUAUAGAGCCAUAUUUAUGAUCAGUAACAGUCUUAGGUUGUAAGGCAAUCUUUAGUCAUUAAUUUUGUUGAUGAAUUUUUUUGUAGAUGCUUUGAUAUUUUGGACAAUCCCUGGUUUCGUUAUCUUAUCAUCUGGAACUCCCUGUUACAUUCCUUUCUUAUCUUCUUUGAGCCUCCAACAAUUCAAGUAUUAAGGUAACUUUGUUAGAAUGCAAUUCAUAAUUGUACUACAAUUGCCAUCAAUGUAUUUUCACUUCUGUUAUUGUCAUCACUGUUCUCAUUAUCACAAUUAAAAUAGUCACUGUCAUAGUCACCAUUACCAUUUACAAGGCAUAGCUAGUAAGAGGGGUGUACAUACAGACAAGUCAUUAUUAUGCAUAGCUGCCCCUUUGGUAUUAAAUUUGGGAUCAACAUUGGUAUCUGAGAAUUUGUGCACCUACCCCUCCCUUAACACAACAUUAACCUUGUCUUGUUAUCUUGUUAGGGAGGGGUAGGUACCCAAUUCCUUGGAUACUGACAUUGAUAAAAAAUUUUCUGGUCACAAACUCCCAUAAGCUUGCUUUGUAUUAGGAAAUGCAGUAGCAAGAGAAUCAUGGGAAAAAAAAGAACUGCUUGGCCAUCAAAAUAUUGCUGGAAAUAUUCUCUGAUUUCCAAACACUUUGACAACUCACAUAGCGUUCUACACUGCUUCUGCAGAGUUCAUCCAAUUGUCUAUAUUCUGAACAUGUCCUGUAUUAUGCUGUUCAUCUUUGAUCUUGUGGUGCACAUUAUCUUUUUGACGUGGCCUGUGUUUUGGUCAAGAAGAACUGAAGGAGGCUGGUGGAAUGGGUGAGAUUUUAUUCAUUUGCAACUACUUGUCAUUACCUACAUUUUAAAGAAACAGCCAUGUGAUUGACUAAAUGAGGAAGAGCAAGAUAGUCAAGAACUUCCUAAGAGGAUAUUUUGAAAUGCCUUGAGUUUAUAUUAAUACUGUAAGAGUUUCAACAUUAUUGGUAUUUUUAUCUUUUCAUUAUUCAGGGUAGAAUUUGUACUUGUUUGCUUUUUCACUGUGGAUUUUGUAUUGCUGGUUAUAUCCAGGUUUUUAGGAGAGGUAAGUUGAAAUGCUAAAAAUGCACCUAGUACAUUUAUUUCAAUGCUUAUUGAAGUCUUGAGUUGGAAAUUAUUUUAAUAACUGUUAUUCUUUGAUCCUUUCUCCACAGUAUAUUCCGCCCAUUUUUAGAUCUUUCAGAUUAGCACUUAUUUUGUGUAAAGUGAAGAAUAUUCAACAUAUUUUUAAUGUGAGUGUUCCCAAAGUGCAUCAAAUGUCAUUUCUGACAACAGUUAUUUGUGGAAGAAAAUUUUCAUUAAAUUUCAUAUAUUUUGUAUGAUUUCUAAGACACUAUGUUUUAUGGCACUAGUUAAAAAUUUGAAUUUUUUAAUCAAGUUAUUUUAUACUUGAGAAUGAAACGUGAAUCUGUGGUUUUUAUAUUUGAAUGGUUGCAUUGGAAAAACCCUAAAGUGAAUACUGAUCUACUUCUAAAUUCUCCUUUCAAAUUGCCUUGUUUCCCUUUGUGAAACACUGGAAGAAUUUGACGUUGCAUUAAGAGUCAGUGCAGAUUCCCAUGUAUGACAUGACAUUAGACUUUACAACUUUGUUUCAGUAUUUUUGCAUAUCUUGCAUAUUUUUUUAGGUAUUAAUGACAAUUGGAUUCAAGCUUUCAAAGGUAAUGUGUCUUCUUUUGCUGUUGAUGUUUACCAAUCUGACAUCAAGUAUUUUUGAAAGGGUUUUUAUACAAGGCUAAUUGUAAUCAGUAGGCAAGGUUAACACCAAGUUGAGGGAGUUGUUUCCCUAAUAUGAUGUGGUGGGUCCAAGAAAGGUUUUCCAGUGCAUGGCCAGGGGCUUUUUCCCAAUCUGCUUUGCUAUUCUGCUUGCUCUGUUCCCCUCCUUCCUCCCCCUCCCUUCCUGUCUUUGGGUUAGUAUUCAUUCCUUAUUCUGAUUUGCUAGUAGUUUGUUAACAGGUGUCUGGAGGUGGGGUGUGGCCCAGAAGCCUUUAGUUUUUCACAAUUACAAAGAAAUAUUUCAUAUUCCUGUUGGUUUUAAAUUAAAUGAAUAUUUUUUCCAAUGUUUAAUGUUGGAUUGUUUUCUUUUUCUAGUUAUUUUUUAUAAUUCUAGUAUUUGUUCUAAUGUGUGCCUGUAUCGGAGUUCAUGUUCUUAUGGACGCUUAUCAGUGCAAUGGUCCUUUGGAUAAUUCAUCAUCUACAACUGCCCAUCAUGGGUGAGUUGUUUGAUUUCACAGAGAUGUCAUUUCCGGAAAUGUGUAAUCUGGAGAUGUUCGAUUAAAUGGUUCACAUCCCCAUACCCCUCUGUAAAGAUUUCCUAUUUAAUCCUCAGAUUUCAAAGUACACUACAAUAAUACAAAUUAAACAUUUUUGAUUAGAUCUUGUAAGUGAAAGGGUUAUGCCAACAUUAUAGUGUACCUUUUACCGAUGACUCAAUACUGUGUUUUUUACAUGAGUGAGGCAGAUGGAGAGCUCUUACCAAAUAUUUGCCAAUUGGAUUGCUUUAUUACUAGUAUCACACUUUGGUUACCAAAGCUUGUUUGAUGCUGACACUGUUUAUUAUCUUUUAGGAAAACAGUUCCAUGUUAUGUGCAAAGUGAAGAAAAGGUUUACCAAGGGUAUGAAGUGACUAUAAUUUAGUCAGACUGAAAAUAUCAAGACAGCUUUUAAACCUAUACUCACUAAGUUCUUAAGGCUGUUAAAUAUUUAUCUUAUGCCCUUCAUAUGUCAAAUCAUUAGCUGUAAAUGGUAAAUAAAAAUUUAUUUGUACACAUUUGAAAUCUUCCAAUUAAACCACAUUGUCAGUCUGUGAGAUGUUUAUAUCAUUUGAACAUACUCUAUCCUCCAAUUCUUGUAAGAUAACUAAAUGAAUGUAAUUAUAAUUACCAGCUCCCAGUUGGUUUGUUAGUUCAGUUGGUAGGGCAUUGCACUACUGAUUUCACAAGUCAUGGGUUCAAAUCCCAUUCAGGCCUGAAUUUUUUUCAGGCAUUAUUUUCACUACUGCUUAAGUAGUGUUCAUUAUUCAAAGAUCACAAUUAAUUUCUUAAUCCUCAGUUCACAUAUGUGAUUUUCAUAUAUUUGCAGUCAUUGAUAACUGAUUUAUAUAACUUACAUGUUUUAUAGAGAUGUUCCUCUCUUUUUUCCCUUUGUAGGGCUUUUGAUCAUGUGGCAUUUGGAAUGCUUAAGUUGUUUGUCCUACUAUCAACUGAAAAUUUUCCAGUAAGUACAUUACAAAACUGCUGUACCCCUAAUACACCUGCCAUACCAAUAUGGCUUGCACUAAUAGAAGCUUCACACAGGUCUCAAAAUUCAUAGUUAGUAGACUCUCCUCUACUAACUAUGCAAAAUUGAUGCUUGCAAACUCGCAAAAUGCAAGUGAUUUAAUGAUAAAUUGCGAAUGAGAAAAAAAUCCACCAGCAAAUGUUUGUUACAUAGAAUCAUCCAUGUCUCCCAAACAUGCAGUAGAUGGGUUUUAAACAUUUGGUCUCCUUUGUUGUUGCCCUUACAGCCACUUAGUGGCUGUAAGGACAACAACAUAGGAGACCAAAUAUUUAAUAGCUAUUUUAUUAAACUUUUCAGCUCAUUUUUAGCCUGUGUUAAAUAUCAAUUGUAGUCUUUAUAUCAGAUAUGGUCAUUGACAUUUCAAAGGGAAAGACUUUGCUAGUGGUCUCACCAGUUUGCUAGUGGAAAAAAAAUGUUACUUGCAAAACUUUGCAAUUGGACUUAAAAGUUAACUUUGAACCCUGUCCACAUGGGUCUGUUUAUGAGUUUUGUUGUCUUUCUUGCAACAGGAGGUAAUGCUUCCAGCCCUUAGAGUGGAAUCAGCUUAUUUUAUUUAUUUUGGUAAGGUUUGGAUAACUUAGUUUUUUAUAAUGAAUUUUUUAUCAGUAUUAUUGUGAUUUGAUACCUUCUGUAAAAUCUCUUUCGUUUUCAAAUUUCGAAUAACAAUUUUUUCUCUUCCUCUCCUCCCUUUGUAUUCUUUUUGUUUUCAUGUGAGGUGCGUGUGAUUUCACAAAUUAGCCAAUCACGUUAUAGAACUCUAAUCUUGACAUUGGAAAACUGAUGUGGACAUUUUUCACAUACUUUUCUUGUUUGUUUUCGCAGAGUUUUUGAUAGCUGUUUAAGAGCUUUCGUUCACAUAAACUUGUUACCCCUUUGUUUGAAAUUUUAAGAAGUUUCGGAGUUUUUAUUUUAGCCGAAUUUUGAGGUCCAUUGAACAAGUUAAAUAAAUAUUUUCUACAGAGUGUGGACUCUAGCCUCUUUUUUCGUAACUGGAUUUUUUACACCUUCUUUAAAAUUUUCAGGGCUGUUUGUGUUUGUUGGCGUGUUCUUUUUGACAGCAAUCCUUCUGGCAAUUGUGGUGGACAGUUAUUGGUAUGUCAUCACAGUUUUAGGGUAUCUACAUUUAUUACAUGCAUUUUGAAAUCACUGGUGAUCCUUGCAAUCUGAUUGGCUCUCAGCAGUGUAAUUUAUUUGUGAGCUGCAAUAUUUUUUGUUCUAAAUUGCAAUUUUUUCCCAGAAAAAUAAACAUUUUUCAAACUUUUCCUUUUUGGUAUGUCAAGUGAACAGUGAACAACUCAACUAAGACAGUUUCCAACGUUAACCAAUUUUUUCUAUGUACAUCUAGGGUUUAUUCCAAAAAGCAUGUCAAGAAAGAACGUGCUAGAGAGAGAGCUGAACUGGCAAAGGCUUGGAAUCUUUUAGAUCCUCUUGGAAAGGGUAGGUUUUCUCCUUUUUCCAUGUUAAUAAAUAAGUAGAUCCACCUCUCCCGUUGGUCCAUCCAUCUGUCAUGGAAACAAAUUUAUGACCAGACCAAUCAUUCAGUGAUCGAUUUAAUGAUAGAUCGCCUCGAAGAAAGGCUAACGAUCGAAACGCUAGCUUGAAAAACUCUAUAGUGGCCAACUAGCAUGAUCAACUCGGUUGAUAAAACAGAAUUACCUUGUAACACACCCACUGACGCAGCACCCAGCACCACAGUUUCUUUAGAAGCUUGCCCCCUUUCAUUAAAUAAAAGAUCACAAUUUUUUUUUUCAGGAGCCUUGAGCCUUGAAGAUGAAAAAUUCACUUUGCUGUUUCACCUCUUGAAGCCAAAGGUAGGCUUUAAUUAAACAAAAGUUAGUGAUCAGAGAGCUGUAAACACCUUCCUUUUUUUUAGUAACUGUGGUUUUAUGUCUCUCCAGAACUCAGAUGCAGAGAAUUUAGUUCUGAUUGAAAUGUUAGAUACCAAUGAGGAUGGUGAAGUAGACUCUUUUGAAUGGACAACGAUGUUGAGCAAGGUGGGAAUUUGUGAAUAAUUGACUAACAGAUUCCAUGUUGCCGUACACCUGUUUAGUAACAGAUCACAGAUGACGUCAUCAUGAGGUAAGAUUUAAAACGUGAUACACGAGACGCAGCCGAGUGUGUCACUGACGUUCUUGCCGCAUUUUGACGUCUACUGUGAUCUAUUACUGAACAGACCUGCAGCAACAUGGAAUAUGCUUGUUUAUGUGAUGAAAAAGCAAAAUGUUAAGUGUAACGUCAUCUAUGGGUCUGUUCUCCAAUAGAUCUUAAUUAAGAAACAAUCGCAAUGCGUGUAUUAUUUACCUCAUCAUAUAACUCUCGAUUGUCCUGCAGGUUUUAAGUCUUGAAUUUGAAGAUGACGACGACCUCCUGUUACUAGAUGAGACAGUAAGGCGAUUUAAUUUUACACGUGGGCAUUUAUUUGUGUGAUCACCGCAGACUGUACCUGUCACUGUGUAACGCGUCAUUAUUGUUUAUGUUGCAAUUACUUGUACUUUUUGGAUCUAAAAAUUGUAAGUAUGUUCUAUAAAUCCGUGAAAAAGUGCCCCCCUCUGCUAUGCGCCCCUUCUAUUGGUAAAGAUUUGAAAUUAGCACCCAUCCUCUAAUGUGAAUAAGUGCCUUCCACUUUAACCCAUUUUCUUGGACGACUGUGGUAUUGUUUGUUCUUAAACACUUUCGGACACAUUUACACAUUCGUACGGUUUUUAGUUUUUGAUAACAUUUCAAAAUUUGAAAAUUAAUAACGGGUACCAAGGUGACCGUUGCUAAAACUUUACGAUCAGUUUUGAAUGUCAAUAUCCGGUGUGUAUGCUGUUGACGUUUCGGUAAGUAAGCGCCCCCCUCCCCCCGUUUCUUCGAAUUAACGAGGGUUCGAUGAUUGGCGGCAUGUGGAACCAUGAAAAAUUCGAUCUAAAAGAAAAGUAACGAAGGCACGGGAAAUUCUUAGACGUUUCAUUGAAAAGUUGUUCCCGCUUUUAAAAUUUGUUAUUUAUUUACAAUUUUUUUAUCCAUCUUCAGCCUGGUCUAUCAAAGUGGAUGAUCAGCACUCGAGAAAGCGCCAAGUCCCUUUCAGAGGUACACAGUAAACAAUGGCUAAACUAGGAACCAUUGUUAUGUUUUCAGGGUAGCCAAAGUAACGAAAAGUGAAGAAAGUGCUACACUGGGAAACAUUUCUUUUGGAAGAAAAUGUGUGUGUGAACAGCACAAUUUUUCCAGCUGAGGCAUUUGUUUGUUUCCGACUAGCAAAAUUUGUCUCCGUGCCAUCUAUGCAUGUCUCCUGCGCAGCUAAAUCGGCUAGAUUGCCUCCGCAACAAUGUUUCGCAUCGACUCUUCCUGUAGAAGGCCGUUGUAUAAUUGAAGCAACGCUUCCAGGCAGUCAUACCGUCAAAGAUAAGCUUUGAUUUUUAACUACAGUGUAGUCUUUUUUUCAUAAUUGUCUAUUAAUAUCAUGCAUCUUUAUUUCAGAGUAUAUUAUUUUCACGUUUCAUCUUAUUCCUGAUCAUUGUACACUGGUAAGUGUUUUUGUGCUGUAUUAUUUUUUUACUUUUCUUUGUUGAACAAUUAGUGCGUGUUACUUAUGAAGAGCCUUUAGUAACUUAGACUAUAUGGCGUUUUUACUCGAACAGCAUUCUGUUUGCUUUUAAAUGGAAAGGACAAGACCAGCAGAUUGAAUUCAUAGUACAAGGUUUGUCUUAAGUUGCUGUAUAGUUUCUGUUAAUUCUAUAGCAGCGCUGGUUUUUGUUGACGACUGAUAUCUUUCAGUAAUGAUAAACAGGGGUAAUGGAGAUUAACUUAAAAAAAGUUCAGAAGAUAUUUCCAAUCGCGCUGUGUUUUAAUCUUUAUUUUUCCAUCUUAUUAUUAGCAUUUCAAACAUUUUUUCUCUUUUUUUUUGUAGUAUUUAGAAGUGCUAUCGUUACAAUUUUCCUGGUAAGUUUUCUCUUUUUUUAAUGUUAAUAAUGUAAACAAAAAUAAGUAACUGUGCAUCUUUUGUUAUUCAGUACUGCGCUUUGGAGAAAUUUUCAACUGAGUAUUACUAUUACUUUGGUUUUGUUCUACUUCGCUCUGUGAUUGGUCAAGAAAACUCGCCCUACUCUCUUAACUAAUCAAACGCAAAACUAAAACCCAUCACGACUUGGUCGCCUUCGUUGUCCUGCGCUUUAUGCGGUUUACUUGUUUGUACUCUGAGUUCUUUUUGGUUCCUCAGGAUAUUUUCCUUUCUUUUGAUUGGUUGUUGUAGUUACUUUGGUCUUGGUUUUAAGACGCUCAAUAAAAUUAUCACAUUUAAGUGGUGCUCAAUUCUGUUGUUUAGAUUGAAGGCGGCACACGACUUGUGGCAUUAGGAAGACGAAUUUUACAACCUCAGGAGAUUCUGGACCUUCUUUUGGUGAGCAGUACAAAGAGUUUCUGAGAUAUGUUUUUCCUUGCCUUCUUGGCUCCCGUUUUCAUUUUUUUGUUCUCUGUCCCACCCUUCCCCCCCCUUCACUUCCUCGAUGCAGCGAUCUCCCCCUUCCCCUCCCCUCCCCUCCCAGACUUAUACUUUUUGAACCCAUUUUCUUCUUAUAGUAUUAGCAGCCAUGAUCUAGAAAUUUCUUUUCAUCUUUCAGGUCGUCUUGGCUUUCUGCUCAAACUUUGUUUGGUACACCAACUACCCAGACUUCUUCUGGUUCAGAGAUUAUGCGACGACAAUUUCCAGCCUAGCUGUGUUUUGUCGCCUUCCGUUCAACAACAGUCAGCUGAAGCAAGCUGUUUCCAUCUUCUCUAGGAUCGCACCAGUAAUGGUGGAUCUUCUGUGUCUCUUAGGAAUAAUUUUGUGAGUUCAAAUAUUUGAAUGCCAAGUCUGAAAUGAAACUUUCUGUCUUCUGUACCCUUAGCAGUGUUAACUGUGUUAAGGUUGAUCAGGCCGAGCAAAUCGAUGAAACAAAUGAAACACGACGAGGUUGAAAGUUUCAUCUGGUUACGUUGAAGUCAGGCCUUUGCAUUGUUUGGAUUGCUCUAGUUUUGCUGAGGUUAAGAAACUGGAAUAAGUGUUUGAUCUAAUGUAACUCCUGGGUCCAAACCUGUUACAUGGGAAGGAUAGAUUCGAAGCUUUAGUGAUAUUAGUAAGAUUGGCUUAGCUUCUUUUAUUUAGCUUCUCCUCUUUGUUUUUUAUGGUGUGCAGGUUUCUGUUAGCGAGCGUGGGAAUGGAGCUGUUUCAUGACACGAGUGAGACAAGCGAAGGACAUAUGUAUCUUCCAGCAUGCGGUUUAGGAUUUCAAACAUUUUGGUAAAUUGUCAUCAGCGAAUUAUGUUCCGCGUUUAAGAUGAAACUUUUACCAGUUCUUUUUUUUCCGAAAUGAGAUAUCCUCAUAAAACAGAGCUGUCAAAAAAAGCCAGUUGUCUUUCACGCUCAGACCACCACCUUCACAUAAUUCUGCCCUACUUUCUGAUGAAAAAUACCAAAUCUGUGAAAUUUAUACAGUACCCAUUACUCACUUUUUAAGUUGAAAUGAAAUCAUGAUUUACCAUUAACAAAGGUGGAUGCCAGAAUUGGUUUCACGUUCCGAAUUUGCGCGAAGGUUAGAGUGAACUUCGUGGAACACCUGGCACAUUUUAUUUAAAUAGUUCCCAGCUUUUCGUGUCAUCUAAUGCCGGAAAGAACAUGGUGUUUACCAGACCCUGCAUGCCUGCCUACUAUUUCUUGUUUGCCUUCUACUUUCGAAACUAUUGACAGACCUAUGUUAAAGUGGUUCUCCUUUUUUGUUCAGGUGUGCAUGUCUGAUCUUGUUCCAGAUGGUAACCACGAGUAACUGGCAUGAAAUUAUGAACUCAGUAAGUUAGAAUUUUCUUUCUCGACCUUCUUCUUAAACAGGGGAAUAGAAAAAAAGGAGGAGGGCACAAGUGGUGGGGUGUGAGAAGGGAGGGGGGAUUCUCGAUGAAAGGAGAAAAUAUAGGGGAAAAAAGAGGGCGCGUAGGUCUGACAUUACAUAUAAAUGUAAAUUUUAAGAGCUGCGAAGAACAAUAAAACUACAUUCCCUUCAUUGACCAUAUUUUGCACUAGUAGAGCUAAGUGGGGGGGGGGGGCGAGGGUCCGAAAGUACGCUCUGCCCCCCCUCCCUCCCUCCCGCCCAUGGUAAGAAAACGUGAUAAACUAUAAUUUGAAACAACUUGGCAUGCCCCAAAAUGCAAGUAAAACACAACAGAAGGGUCUGCCUCCCUUACAAGAUAAUACUGCUUACCCUCCCCCCCGGCACUUCAGAAUUAGAGAACCUCAUCUGGGUUUACAUAGCUUCGUUGAACACUCACGAGUUUGGGAAAAUUUAAGACAGCUACGCCAAUGAACUCCUUUAUGUUUCGUUGAGGCUACGUACACAGUGAAAAAGUUCUGUAUUGCUGUUGUAAAGUAUUUUUCAAAAAUUUGCACGAACCUGAAAUGUUAUAACCGUUUUUAUAUACUCUCAUCUAUCGACCAAUGAGAGAGCACCCAGAAUUUAAGGUAUUUUAUAAAAAUUGCUGGUGGAUGUUUUUCAAAGUUUUCUUGCGAAAUAUUGAAAGUUGUAUUUCUCUUUUUUAUUUACCAGGUGAUGGAAGCCACUCGAUCGAACUGGACCAGUUUGUAUUUUGUUGCAGCAUAUAUCUUGGUCAACAUGGUGAUCAUGAAGUGAGUGUUGUGUUAAAGGUUGUCUUUCUUAAUUUCCGGCUCUAUGAAAACCAUUCUACGCUACUAUGUCAAGUGGCAUCGCUGACUAGCUUGUUUGUAAACUGAAUCAACGCGGUAAACUUAACGUCUUCCAUUCAACAAAAGAAUCUUCACACUUUUUUUUUGGAUUACCACAACUCACUUACAAUACUAAAAUUAAUAACGGUGCGAGUAUUACACACCAUGUCAACAUUUUGACAGCAGCAACAUUGCUUGGAAUUCUCACGUCCUGCUUACAAUUGUUACAUUAUUUAUGAUACUGACCAAUAACUUAUUACAAUGUUAGUAGUAUUUAUUGUUAUUAGUGACUAAUGUUUAUUAUUUUUUUUACAGUUUAUUCGUAGCCAUAGCCAUUGAAGCUUUUAACAAACUUGGGACAUUGGAUGAAGAUCAGCCGCAACUGAGGCCACACAUUGAAAGACAAGCAUCAGACCAGUACCACUUCAGUACCACUUCAGACGUAAGACAGUUUUGCAUUCGAAACAAAUUGUUUGUCUAUCGCAAGUUAACCUGCUCCCCGUCUCUACCUACCCCCCUCUCCCUACCAGUUCUUAAACAGUUCUCUGGGGGUAGCUGUACUCCUGGCCGCUUGAUGCCGAAAAGACCGGGAAGGGGACCACUUAGUUAGCAAGCUGACUUGUCGAUUUCAUGAAUCUCUGCCCACAGGUCUCAAUGAAGCAUCAAGCUGUCCACAUGAUCAGCAGCGUCGCCAGCAGUUUAUUCGGAAGUGUUAGGGUAAGUGCUUUGUACUCAGGUGUCACGCACUUUUUUGUUAAUCUGCCUCGUCUCCUCGUUGGUACCAUGUGAUAUUUUCCUUUGAUCUGUGAGGCCUUUGUGAUCACCGUAAUUUUGUUUUUAUGACGCUUGAUCAAAAAACACUGAAAAGAUCAAACCAAAACUUCGAGGAAGAAUAUCAUGGUUUCUAAAAAGCGGCUCACUUGUACAAAACAAGUUUCUAUUUUCCGUUUUGGAAAUCUAGGCUUUCCAACGGUUUUCACGCCGUUGUUAUAUGAUUCCAGUGUGAGUCGCUAUUUUGGUCCAACCUUUGAUACUUGACUCUUUACCACAGGCAGACCAAGUUGCAGAGAGAAGACAAUCCCUAACAGCAGCAGACGCCUUCAACUUUCAAGUUAGAAGAGGCACAAUCAAACGAGGAUCAAUCAUGAAGGUACUGUCGUUGGAGCAGUUGCUUGGCGCCACCCUCUCGACUAAUCAGAUGUUAGCCUUACAACAACUUGUUCCCUUGCGUUUUCCACCAUCCGGGCAGUUUGCUUGUUUUGCAUCCUUGGGUUUUGUUCCCAUUGGUUCCUGCGAUACUUUCCUUCGCUCAGGUUGGUUGUUUUGGUUGUUGAGAUUUCUACGCUUUUUGUUUUGCGGCACUCAAUCGAGAGGCGUUCUGAAGAGUUAGGGGCUGGUGCUCAUAGGAAGUGUCCUGUCAAAAUAUCUCGCCACUCAAGGGGGGCGGAGAAUUUGUCAGUGCAAUAUACCGUAGACCCUGGUUGUUCGAAGGCCGGAUAACACCAUCCACCGAAUAAAUAUCAAUCCGGUGGAUAACGCAGAAAAUUUUGUUAACACUUUCCACUGGAUGGUGAUUUAUCUGUUGCAUAGCGUUAUGCGCCCUUUGAACAACUGUUUCCAGAUGAAUACACGAGAUCAUGGUGCAAGGACCUGUGAUGUCAAAAACGCCUUGUAUCUAGCAAGAAUUUCGUCGCUGCUAGCGUUGCACUAAUAUCGAUGUAAUAGCAAGAAAGUGGAUUAUGGUAGUUCUGUAGGCGAUACCUUUUGGUUGGCUGUGCGAUAAUCUUGACGCUGUUUCUAUUCCCUUAAUUUUUAUUUCUUCCUUUCGUUCUUUUUCAUAGCAUAGACAAGCCUCUAUAGAGAAAAACGCCGAAGGAGACAAGAAGGAAGACGUAAGUAAAUGAGCGUUAUUGAAAUGUGAUAACUGUAAGUUGAGGGAAAAGAUUAUGCUUAAGAAACUUUGCUGGCAGCUUAAUCACUUUUUGGAGAUUAGUUUCCCUAGGAGGCUCAGAAGGUGAGAAAUUUCUUCCGGGAGGGGGGGGCGCGCAUUGUAAGAGCCAAUUCUUUUCAAGGUUAUUUCCCAAGGAGGUUGUCCUUAGAUACGGUUGUCCCCUCUUAGGGACUCACAUACUUUUAAGAUAUUAUUUCUUGUAAAGGGGGGGGGUCCGGUUAGGGUUAAUUUUAAGCUCAACCAAAGGAGGAGCUAAUUCCCUCAUGGGAGGGGGGGGUUGGUGGAGAGGUAGAGAGGCGGCUAGAAAAUGAAGAUCAUUUUCUCCCUGGGUGCCUAGGUAAUAAAAAGUUGAAGAGGCUCAGAUACCAGUUGUAGAUUGUGUUCCUCCCCCACCCUUACUUUUUUAGAAGAUUAUCAUCGUAAAGGGGUUCCAAUAUUAGACGUGGCUGGGAAGAGAUCAGAAGCUUUGGAGUUGCGGAUUUGAUCACAUGAAAUUAAAACAAUGAUAUUUUUUUGUGAUGUAGGAUGAAGUGUUUGUUCAAGAAGGAAAUGUACGGGAAAAAGGUGACAAGGUAAGGAACUGGUUUUGUUUGUUUUUGUAUUUUUCUUGUGCUUUUCCCGAAAAGGAAGAAAGUAAAGCCUUUCACUGGCUACCUGUGCUGAGAGGCUCAUGAGUAUUUUUUGUCGAGUUUUUCUCUUGGAAUCGCUGUGACCACUUAACGCUUUGUUACCUGUACAAGGUCAGUGAAGUUCUGUCUGUGACCAUCUCAAGUGAAUUGUAGGAGAUUGUUGUACGCAAAACACAUAGAUUGAAGUCUGUGACUUUCGUAUUUCAGAGAGAGCGGGUCCUUAAGAUGCGAAUGAAGGAGAAGAAACGAGCGAAGCAGAAAAUGGCCAAUGCCGAACACAAGGUACGAGUGGCGACGGCGUUCAGAGGAAACAAAGAAAAUGACUUGGACUUACAAGUUGGAGAUGAAGUUACUGUGCUGGUCAAGGUAAGGCCUGGUGGUGUUCAACUACGUGAGAUCCUGUGCAUGCUGGAUAACUGUACUUGGGUACCCUGUGAACCGUCCUAAGAUGUCGAUGGCGAGUCUUUUCCCACAACAAAGCGUUUAAAUGAACUUGCGGCAAUUCAUGGAGACAUGAUGACUAUAGUUUCGUCUUUCUUUUUCUCAUUUUAGAAAGAUGAUUGGUGGCAAGGACGAUGUAGAAGUAAAGUAGGAUGGUUUCCUGGUAAGCUGUAGUUCGUUCUUUUAGCCUCGGUUGUUCGGAGGGUGAAUAACGCUAUCUACUGGAUAAAUCUCCAUCCGGUGGAUAGCGCAUGACAUUUGGUUAACAUUUAUCUAACGGAUAGCGCUAUCCGCCCUUUGAACAACUUGGACUUGAUGACUGCCUGUCAGCUUUGUUGAACAAGUAAAAUAGUUAUGUCAUAAACUGUGCAUAUGGAAAAGUCUGGAUGUGUUUAUCUUUGGUGUUUGCUGCUAGCUGGGUCUGUUUUCAUUUACCUGCAUUCUGAUGGGCUUCAGGUUAGUCUUUGUCCCCGUAACACUCAUACCCUAUAUUUAGCCAUCUUUAAUGGACAAUCUUGGUCAAAAUUCCUCAUGCAAGAAGUUCGGACGAACGAAUAAUCACGGAGAUCAGUUUCCCUGACAGCCUUUGUUUUCCGCUCGCUCGCUCCUUUGGCCGUCUCCGCUAACUGAGAGCCUGGCGCGGGCUUGGUCAAUAACGCUUUUGUCUUCUAUUAUCCAUAGCUUCUCACGUGAUCUUAAGAACAGUAAAGGCUGUUCCAGAGUAUGGAAAACACAGACCAAGGAAAUCCACUGCAGGGACUAGUGGAGAAAGCCCCUCCCCCCCCAUAGCCGCUGAGGACGAAAAUGCAAACAACAAGGUACACUACUAAUUUUGCUUGUAAUGCUUGUAUUGUUGAAUGGCUUUUAGCCUGAGAGGGACUUUGCGGCAUUUGGACAACAUAAUUCCGACUAGCUGAUGAUUAUUAGAACGCUUUUCGAUUAAAUGGCGUAAAACCAAAGCCAAAGUUAUCACAACAGCCAAUCAGAAGAAAGGAAAUAUCACAAGGAGCCAAUGAGAACUCAAAGUGAAAACAACCAAACUGUUUAAAGCGCGGGAAAACGCGGGUGACCAAGUCGUCGCGCUUGGUUUUUGUUUUGCAUCUGAUUGGUUGAGAGGUCGGUGCGAGUUUCCUGGAUCAAUCACUAAGUGAGGAAAAGCAAAACCAACGUAACCCAUAACCCUGGAUUACUUUCGACAAUCAAAGGAUAAUUGCACGUUCUUUAAUACAACCUUAAAUAUUUGAGACAAAUAGGCGUGGUGGCGUAGUGAUUGGCGCAUUGAACUUCGGGUAGAGAAUAACCCGUUCGCGCCCUGGCCGGAUCAUUGUGUUGUGUUCUUGGAUAAGACACGUGACUCUCAAAGGGAGUCUACACACUCAGGAGAAUAACUGAGCUGUUAAGGAAAACUGACGAAAUGCAGAGGAAUGACCUUGGAGUGACUAACUUCUCAUUUGGAAGGAGUAGAAGCAUGAGGAAAACGAGAUCAGCUCCGGCGGGGAUGGACUCUUAACUUGGGUUUAGUCUUUUUCGAUCAUUGGGAUGAUGUUAGCUUUUUAAAGCUGAAAAAUGAUCGAGAUUAGCAGCUAAUUUGUGUGUCUUGUUUAACGAAAUAGAAAGCUAAGCGUUUUCCACAAUUCCAGGUACAAGAUCUUGUCAAGGAAAAAAGCUCGUCUUCUUUGGGUCGAAAAGAGAACACCUUCUUCCGUGAUAGAUCCUCCACAUCAGGCAGCCAAGUUCCGUAAGUAAAACACGCUUUGAAGAGCCUUUUAACAAUUUUUUUCCAUUUAAAUUGCUCCUCGAGGGAUUUUGAUAACUUAUUGAAUAUGCCGAUGGCGCUUGUGCCCGCAAAAACGGCUGAAAGAUAAAACCCAAACACGAGAGCUUGCACACUAAAUAGGCAGCGGUAAGAGGUCCUAUAGGGGUAGGUACGUCAUGUAUGGGGAAAUGCCUAUAGGCGGCCGUAUACCAAUGGUAACUGGCUUUUAUCGAAACACCUGAUUAAUCAGAAUGCACGUACACAUUUGAAGUACUUCGCAAGGGUUCUUGGUCUGAAAUAAAUCUUUUAAACCCAUUCUGUGGUUUUGUUUUUUUACAGCAGUACUCCGCCAGCUGUGAGAGGCCGGGUAUGAAGCGUCGUGUCUUUUGAAGCAUAAGAAAAUGAUCUUUACACGGUUUGAUUCAUAUCUUUACUUACAGAGCUAUUGAUCCAAGACCGUUUUUUGUUCUCUUGUAGGUGAAACUUAAAAAAACUGGUGACUGGAGAAGGGAAAUUCUUGGAGACAUGACUGUCAUGAACGCAGAGGAGGUACUGUGUUGAGUGUAUUUGCUCUUAAUACUGGAUCUCCACAAAGAGUCCCAAAGGCUCGCCAAAGUUCUGCCCGUUUCUAAGCUUUUCUCACUUUGUCCCACAAUCGUUUGUUGGCAGGUUGAAACCCCAAGUAAGCCCGAAAUCGGACGAAGCAACAACAACAACAACAGCUCUUUAUUUAAACCCUGUAUUUAUGGUAAUUGUUUCACUAAUAAUUACGAAAAGUGCCUGCCCUAGCUGGCCGGAUAGAACCAUCUGGAAUCAGACGAAGCCACUACACCGCAUACGAUCGGCAAAGUUAACAAACUUUUUAACUCCUCUUUGUUCUGUCUUCCAGUUACGCGAAUUGAACAGCAUCAUGAGAGCGGAGCUGAGAACGCCAACAGGACUACGCUCAAAGAGACUGGUGAUUAACGUUGAUCAAGUUAAUUUUAUUCAAGCUUAUUUAAUAGAACUCAUUUUUGACUGGACGCCUAAAAUAAUGCAAAAUUGCACUGGUUUUGCUUCACCUCGUUCUUUGAUUGGUCCUGAAAAUUCGCACCACCUUUUCAACCAAUCAUGUGCGACUUGGUCACCCGCGUUUUCCCGCGUUUCGGACAGUUUGCUUGUUAUUACUUUGAUUUCUGUCGGCUUUUAGUAACACACUUUGACUUUUGUUUUACAGCACUCAAAAUGCGCUAAAAAAAUUGAUGUCCCUCAAAAAAAAAAGAAACUCUCAAACUGACUUUAAAGAAGCUAGGUCACAUUUUGUAGAUCCACAAAAAGUCUAACCAAAUUUUGUUAAAGUCCGAUAUUUACAAUCCGAUGUGAUUCUCCGCCAUCCUUGCUCAUCUAUUCAUUCUUUAAACAUACUCUUGCUCCCUUGAUGUUCCUCUACUCCAUCAACCCUUCACUCCCGAGAUCUAAGUACUAAUUCUCCUUACGGUCUGCCAUAUAUUUCUCAUAAACCUGAUCUGAGAAUUUGGUGUUUAAUCAAGCCAUAUCCCCGAGUGGAUGGUUUUUUUCUGCUUUCUCCCCAUCACCCUCCUACUUGACAGUGUAUUGAUAUUGGAAGGAAAAAUUACUUACUGAUCUCCUCUUGGGGUUAGAAGAUAUGUCUGGGAAUUGUUAACGAUGAGAAUUAUUUUUCAUGCCAUGAUGGUAUUUUCUUUUAGGGUCCACUAAGAUUGAACGGUGACGAUGAUUCUAUAAGGUAUGUUCUGAAUAAUGUGAUCUGUUGUCAGUCAUCUUUGUUAAUCUUUACAGAUUAGGUCGUCUGAGUUUAAUUUGCAAUUUCUUUUCGUCCAUUUUCCAACCAGGGAAUGUUCCAUUAGCGAAGACCAUGAGCUUGUGGAAAUUAAUCAAGGUGAGAACGGUUAUCUAAAACUUGAAUGACGUAACAUCCGGAAAAAUUUUACGCAAGAAUUGUUGUGCUAAACACAAAUUUUCUUGUCCAAAACAUAGAAAUCAAGUGAAUGCCUGACCAGUGGGCUAUACAUAAGGGAUUACAGGUGUCUUAAUUUAGUGCAGAGCCUUGAUGUGCUGAUGCAUAUGCAGUUAUAUUUGACAGGAGUCCACCAUAUUGUUGGAUUUAACACUAAAGUUUAAGAGUUUGAAUCAUGUGAAAUGUAUGACGCACAGUGGGGAGACUUCUUCAGAUCUUGGUAGAGGAGAAAUAAAGACAUCUUUCCUUAUCUGCAUACAGGUAUCACAGUUUGGGAACCUGUAUAUGAGCGAAUACGACCUGUAAAUUUUCAGUGGGGAACGAAAUUUUGAUCAAUUUUUCAAGCAUAUCAUGAUUGUAUUUGGGCUUUUCUUUUUCAGGUCGACCAAACAGUGCCCUGGAUCCCAGGCCUUACUCUGGGCGUUAUUUAGGCAGGUCCAGUAGUCCACGGUUUAGUCAGAAUUCUGUUGGCCCUUUGAACAGAUUACGAACCGAGAGUGGAAGCAGCAGUGAACGGUCGCCAUCAUCAGCAAAAAUACCUUCGGUUGAGGUACAUGUAGGCAGAGAGCACAAUGAUUUUUAACUUAAUAACCCUUCAACUCCCAAGAUCUGAUUGCUAAUUCUCCUCUCUAGCUGCUACACAUUUUCUCGUAAAUGAGUCAAGAGAAUUUGGGUUUAGAUCAAUGUAACAACUUGUACGUGAUAAUUUUGAGUAUUUUCAUUUCCUGUUUGCUGAAUAAUGUAUGGAUUCUCUGAGGAGAAGUUACAUGCAAAUCAUUUCUGGAGAUAAAGGGUUAAUACUUAUUUGUGAUGAACAUUUUAAAUGAGAGGUUUUUUCUUGUAAAUUUUUUAUGCAUUUUCUUUUGGUUUUUGGUUUUUUUUUAGUUCUUCAGUCCGGGUACCCCAACACCACCCUCCACAACCACAGAGCAGCUCUCGUCCUCAUCCACAAAUAGUGCCAGGCUCUCUUCAAGCCCGAAAUUAUCGCCAAAGCAAAAGAGACCUGCGGAGAAGCCCAAGAAUGGUGAGAUGCCAGAGUGGAUGAAAAAUUUUGUCGAAACAAACAAUUUAGUGGUUGGUAAAGAUAUUAAGUUGGACGAAUCAAAGGCUGAGGGAAGGCGAGGCUCAUCAACUUCUCCAUCUGGCACUGGAACUACAAAAUCAGGAACUAAAACAAAAACGGGAUCUAAAUCCUCCGGAUCGGGAUCACCGAGGGGUUCAGGAUCCCCGAGGAGUUCCGGAGGUACUAGCGGGACAAAAUCCCGCUCGUCUCCCGGUGUUGCUAAGAAAGGAGGGACAAGUCCCGUCGGAUCCCGAAGUCCUGGAGGAAGGCCUGUCACACCGGGCAAAGGACUUAAUAGGCAAUCCGUUUCAUGAGACUGUUUUUAUUUAGAAGAUAGAGCUCCUCUUUGAACAAGAUUAGCUGGUCACGCUGGGUUGUUGGGUGACACAAAACAUGAAAACGAGGGUGACCUUCUUCUGGUCACACAAUUGACCAUCGUGGAGAAAAGGGAAGUUUCAAAUUUAGUUCAUACUCUGGAGUUUUACUGUUCAAUCCUACCAAGGAUAUCCAAGCGUAUUCCUCAGGGGUAGGGCAAGGAGUCGUUGUUCGCACUACCUCUGUGUGCUUGUAGUCAGGGGAACUCUCUCCAGUCCCCUGUUAGAGAGAAAAUGACUCAUCCAAGUUAGUGUAACUCACAACACAC